Molecule: messenger RNA, 2308 nt
Organism: Lingula anatina
Lineage: Eukaryota; Metazoa; Brachiopoda; Lingulata; Lingulida; Lingulidae
Product: ankyrin repeat and SOCS box protein 8
Biological process (GO): intracellular signal transduction
Molecular function (GO): protein binding
Source: RefSeq, a predicted model, not a curated record
AUCCAAUGUUUACAUCUGUCUGUGUGUCUUUCCGGUUUCGUCUUGUCAAAGUAUUUUUAUGUUUUUAAACAUUAAUGCAUUUUUUAUUUUAAAAGUGAACUACAUAAUACCAGACCAUGUGGUAUAUCAUGGACAGUGUACAAAGAAACUACCAGCUAUCUGAGCGCCUUGUGCGUGCAAUCAGUGACUGGGCUACACUAGCUCCAUCUAGUGACAGUGUUGAACAGUUAAUCCAUGAAGGUGCAGAUGUGAACAAGCCCCAUGGUACUCUCUUACCUCUACAUUGUGCCUGUAUGGUUAGUGACAGCUAUGUUGUGGAGUUAUUGCUGCAGCAUGGGGCACAGGUGAAUAGUAUUGAUGGGUAUGGUCGGGCAGCUCUUCACUAUGCAGUUGAGAGGGAUAUAACAUGCACAGAGAUUUUAUUGGACCACAAUGCACACCCUGACAUUCCUGACAACAAUCAAGACACACCUCUCCACUGGGCAGCAUUCAAAAACCAAGUACAGUGUCUGGAGGCCUUGCUGCAGCGUGGGGCUCGUGUUAAUGCUGUAGACUAUAACAAUGACACCCCUCUCAGCUGGGCUGCCAUGAAGGGGAACUAUGAGGCUCUUGCUAUAUUACUGGAAUACAAUGCUGAUGUGGAUACAGUCAACUUCAGUGGCCGGACUCCCAUAUUACGUUGUGCUGCCAUGCAGGCUAGUGGGCUAGACACACAUGUGUAUGACCAGUGUCUUGACCUACUGCUCAAAGCAUCAGGAAAGAUUGACCUCAGAGAUCCACAGGGAAACCUACCCAGGAUAGUGGAAGGGGAUAACAAACUGAGGGAAUUGAUGUUAGAAUACUGUGAAAAACCAAGACCUUUACAAGAGCUAUGUAGAUAUGCUGUUAGAAAGUCUUUAGGCACUGGGUACAUACCCAAUGUGAUUCCAAAGUUGCCUCUACCUUCUCGUCUACAGGACUAUCUGCUCCUUGGCAGACAAUAUUUAAGGAACCAGUCAGACACAGAUAUAAGUAAUAUUAAUGUUGUUUGACGUGCAGAGGGAUGUAAAUAAAUUGGGAUGUGAAAUCUGAUAGGUUUAGAUGAUUUAUUUUAAUCAUUUGUAAGUACAUUUACAUGUAGAUGCCUACAUGUACAUACAGUAUGCUUGAAGCACUGGUGUAUUCAAGUGUUGGCAUAUCUCAACAUCUCAAUCAGGAGUGAAAGAUUCUCAUCAGAUGAUUAUUAAUACAGAGAAAUGGGGAAAAUGGACUCUGAGACUCCGAUGCCAGUUAACAGUUCGUUAACUUAUGACCCAUGUAAAACACUAAUAUCAGAAUCUUAAAGGUGUUUAGCCUUUGAUUUAUUGCCAUUUGAAUUAUUGUAAGCAAUUAUUUGAAUUUUAUGCCGUAUAAAGUUAUACCCCAGUAGAAGUACCCAUUUUACCCGGGAUUGUAAAUUAUAUUUUACUCUGCUGCAUGGUGACUUAAGUGCAAUGGGUCUGCAGAAUUGUAUGUUUUAUAUGUAAAUGGAAUUUGGUAAUCACUCUUUACUCCUGUCCUUAUCAUCUAAUUCAAACUGUGUAUUUAAUCUCUGUUAUUACAAAGAGUAUUUGAUGAUUUAUUUUUGAAAUAUGAACUUCUGCUGUGGCAUGAAAUGACUUUUUAGUAAUUUCUCUUUGUAUCCUUUUAAGGGCUAUUCAAACACCAGUUGUUUCAUUUUUUCUUGAUUAUUUGGCUAGUACUAAAGGAGUGAAUGAGUGCCAUGCUUGGGUAGGUUUUUACCCAAGGGUGGCAAGAUUUUGUGUGGUCAAGUCUAUUAUUAUUAUGUGUUUUUCAUUUGGAUACAAAAGUAUUAACUAUUCAGAAUUUGAAUGUCAUGGAAUAUUCAUCAGUAACAAGAAUAAACUAAAAACAAUCUUCCCUGCAUGUAAUCUUACCGAUGGUGUUUUUCUUUACAAUUCUUAACCCAUACUGGGAAGAAAAAAUGUAUUGAAUGUUGAAAUGUUAAAAGCUGGCUAAGUACAAAAGGAACAGGUUAUUUUUCUAUUUCAUGCAUGAUGAAAGAGUCCAAUGCCAGUAAAUGUUGGCAUUGUAUGCUAAUCUUGGUGUCUGUGGUAACUUUUGCACCAGGCAUUCAUGGUAAACAUUUGCAAAACGUUUCAAUUUGCACUGAAAUGAUUGGGCUUAACUACUAGGAGAGUUUUUUUUUCACUUGGACAGUCCAUAUAUUCUAUCUGAAAUACAUUUAGGCAUUCAUUUUAAUUUGAAGAUAGUAAAAAGUGAUUUUUGUUUUUUGUAUAUAUUUUAGUGGACUUGUCUGACAGAAUUG